UUUAAGCAUAAUAGUUCACUUAAUUAAUUAAGAGAAAUAUAUAAUAUCAAAAUAUCUACACAAAUAUACUAGUUAGUAGUUUCAACUUUAUAAUUAAUUAUUCACACUUUUGUGUCAUGAUGAAGGAGAAUUUAUGCAAUGUAGUACAAGGUUUGAAGCCAACGUUGUUAAUGGUUAUGGUGCAAAUAGCAUUUGCUGGUGUUAAUAUUCUCUACAAACUUGCUGUUAAUGAUGGCAUGAAUUUAAGGAUUGUUGUUGCUUACCGUUUUAUAUUUGCAACUGCUUUCAUUGCUCCACUUGCUUUCUUUCUUGAAAGGAAGAAGAGGACAAAGAUGACUUGGAUGGUAAUGUUCCAGUCUUUUCUCUGUGGUUUGUUUGGAGGAUCAUUAUGUCAAAACUUCUACUUAGAAGCCCUGUCUUUAACCUCAGCAACAUUUGCAACCGCAAUGGCCAACCUUAUACCAGCAUUAACCUUUAUCAUGGCCGUUUCCUUGAGGAUGGAGAAAUUAAAUUUGAGAACAAAAGCAGGGAAGGCAAAGAUAAUAGGUACAAUGAGUGGAAUUUGUGGGGCAAUGGUAUUGACAUUUGUUAAAGGUAUUGAAAUCAAGAUAGGUUCAUUUCACUUAAACCUUUUGCAUCACCAAAACGGUGUCGGAUUGCACCCACAUGCUACUACUAUAUCCAAAGGUAAUACACUUUUGGGCUCUCUGUGUGCCUUGGCUAGUUCCAUCUCUUAUUCAUCCUGGCUUAUUAUUAAUGCAAAGAUGAGUGAAAAGUAUCCAACUCAUUACUCAAGCACAGCAUUGAUGACAUUUUGGUCAUCACUAAUUUCCAUUGUGUUUGCUCUAUGCUUUGAAAGGGAUUUUAGUGCAUGGAGGUUAGGUUGGAAUAUUAGGCUACUAACUGUUGCUUAUGCGGGUAUAGUGGUUUCAGGAGCAAUGAUAGUUGUAACUUCAUGGGUUGUACACUUGAGAGGUCCAUUGUUUGCCUCUGUUUUUAACCCUCUCAUGCUUGUCAUUGUGGCCUUUGCUAGUUGUACCAUGUUGAAUGAGAAGCUAUAUCUUGGAACCAUUAUUGGAGCAGUUUUGAUUGUAUGUGGCUUGUAUACGGUUGUAUGGGGUAAGAGUAAAGAGAAGAAGAAAAAUAAUCAAUUAGUGCCAUCACAAAGCUCCAAUGAAUUUAACACAGUUGAAGUAGUUGUGAGGCAUGUAGUAGAGGAUAAAAGCAACCAUAAUAAUAGCAAUGAUGAAACUCAAGGUAAUAAUACUUUACAAGUACAUGAACAUGAACAUAAACAUGAAGAGCAAAAUCAUGAACAUGUACAAGAUCAAGAAAAAGGAGACGAAAUUGACCAUCAUGACUAAGAUAUGUCAAAUUAUUAUGUAUCAAACUCCAACACAUGGGCCCAAAAAUGAAAUUUUGUUAUCCAUCCAGACCGGCCCAAAAUGCUACCAGUGGGGACUAUUUUAUUUCUCCAACUUUGAAAGACACCAGAGCAACACUUCAAAGUUCAAAGAAUAUAACUUAGUAAACCAAAAAAGGAAUAGAACUCAGAAUAUAGUGUUUAAUUGGGUGGAGUCUCUAAGAUGUACUUGAUUAUGUUGGAUGUACUUAGAAUAUAUAGUGAAAUUUGCAAUGUUACGGAGGAAAGUAUAUUUCAUGGUUGUUAAGGAUGUACUUUGAUUAUAUAGUAUGCUAAAUUGCAGUUUUAGUCUUCCAUGUUUCUUAAUUGUGCGAUUUUGGUCCCUUAGUUUCAAAUUAGCAAUUUUAGUCC
Molecule: messenger RNA, 1774 nt
Organism: Trifolium pratense (red clover)
Lineage: Eukaryota; Viridiplantae; Streptophyta; Magnoliopsida; Fabales; Fabaceae
Product: WAT1-related protein At1g25270-like
Exons: 7
Coding region: 117-1364 (415 amino acids)
Cellular component (GO): plasma membrane
Molecular function (GO): transmembrane transporter activity
Source: RefSeq, a predicted model, not a curated record